This is a messenger RNA of Acyrthosiphon pisum (pea aphid), 2481 nucleotides long. RefSeq lists its product as uncharacterized. The transcript has 3 exons. The record is from RefSeq and is a predicted model, not a curated record. Bases 368 to 1273 code for a protein of 301 amino acids. NCBI's taxonomy places the organism in Eukaryota, Metazoa, Arthropoda, Insecta, Hemiptera, Aphididae.
UACUCAAUUAAAUUAUUAUUGUAUAGGUUUGUAUAAUAUUAUAAUAACACAUAAACAGUAAUCAAAACAAUACACAAAUUUGAAUCUAAAGAAAUUAUAUAGAAACGCUGUACCUACAUUAUAUAGGUACAAAUGUAGAGUUUUACUUUCAAAACGCGAACCAUUACGAUAUGUAAUAUAUUUAAUACCUACCUGACGCAAAUUAUAAAUUUGUUGGUCGUAAAUUAUUUAAGUAUUUCUAUGAUGAUCGGUUUGAUAAGUACCUGUAUAUACUAAUUUAUUCAUCUUUUUAUUUGUUAACAGAUCAAAUACGCGAUGCUUGAGAAAUUAUGACAUUUAUGGAUUUUAUUGAAACAAUUACAAGAAAAUGGCUUCACAAAUUGAAGAGUUUCUUGCUAAAAAGAAAGAACAAACUACACUAUUGGACUUACAUAACUGUACUGCCAAUUCAAAGGAGGAAUUAAGAAAGCUUGUCGAAAAAGUGCCAGAGUUCAAGAUAAAACCAGAAAAAAAACUGGGUGAUAUUAAGAUAAGAGAAAAGAAAUUCAAAUUUAAACUGCCUAAGAAAGAAAGUAAAAAAAUAUUCCCAUUUGCCGAACCAACGCCGUCAGAAAUGAAAGGAGUAUCAUUAGACGAGCUGUACUCGGUAAAUAUCCCAUGGAAAAUGCUAACUUCUCUUCGCCCAAAAUCAAAAAUCGAUGAAGAAUAUUUUUCGAGACAAGUCGAACUGGGUACGGCUACGCUUAAAACCAGAAACGCGGAGAAAAAGACACCACGUGAUAGUUUUCUGCGAAAAAAGAAAAACGCCUCCGGAGGAGUGGAGUCAAAGUUUUUGUCGUGCAAAGAAUGCGGAAUCGAAUUUUGUACGGGCGAGAGCUGCAAAAUAUUCGACUACGAUUCGUUCAAACGGGUUGCAGUGUCUGCCGCACAGACGACCACCGAACAGACGCAAGAGCCCGCUUCCCAGGAAAAAAAGUCGUCGAAAAAGAAAAAUCCUAGCAAAGGACUUAAUGCGAAAUCGCGAGGGCCAGCGGUUAACGUUAAAAACGCACCGGCGAAGAAAAACAGCGAGAGAAUUAUAAUCGGCGUGAACACAAAAAAAAAAAAUUCUACCGCUGUUCCGGAUAAAUUAACCAUCGACAAGUCCAACGUAAACGCCAAGACAAUUAUGAAGGAUAAAUUGUAUUCAUCGAAAGCUGAUAUGAAAAAAAACACUGUAACAAAGGAAAAGUCGUUAAAAAAAACACGAAUUGUCGAAAAAAAAGAGCCGUAAAAUAUUAUAUUAUUAAUUUAUAUGCAAACAAUGAGUAGGUACUUUUUAUAUAUUUCUUUACAAUAAUUAUUAUUACGGAAUACCUACUAUUGUUAUUUGUAUUCUUACCAAUGAUUCUUUAAUUUUUUUUCUCUUUGUUCGGUUUCAUGAACAGUAUAAUAACCAGCAUUAUUUGCAAAUUUUUAUACUUCAUUACAAAACAAAUAAAUUAAAUGUUGGUACAUUUUUAUCUAUAUAAAUAAAAAUGAAAUGCUGUUCGUUGGUAAUCGCAUCAAUUGAGAACAACCGGAUCAAUUGGCUCAAUUUUGUUUUUAAUGUUCGUAAUAGUUCAAAUAAGGGUUUUACGGAAAGAAAAAUGGUUACAGUUGGUUAUAUCUUACAGGUUAUAAUAUUAAUAGUAAAAAUAAUGAAUGGAUAUUGGAUAUUAAUAUUUGUGUACCUAUAUAAAAUAUGGCUGCUAUUAACUCGGGCAGAUGAGGUAAAAGCAUACCUUCAUCAAAAUAUCAAAUCGUCGCAUUUAUAGUCUUGAGUAACCUAUCUUAAAUCAAAUAUGAGUGUUGAUUGUUUGUUUGUAGCUUAUAUAGGUACUCAAAAACUACUUGACAGAUUUUGUGAAAAUUUUAAAUUGUUCUUAGAGAUAUCAGUCAUAUAGGUGUAGCUUGUGGGACUAAAGACACACCUGAAGUUUUAUUUUUUCGAUGGGCACCAAAAUAUGGGCCAUAAAUAUUAAAGACUCCUCUAAAGUUUAUUCUACCUAAUUGCUGGAAUUUGGAAGAACAGCGUAUUCCAGAAUUGGGACAUGCAUUAUUCAAUUUAUAUAUUACAUUUUAAUUUGAUUAAUUAUCCCAUUAAUGUGAUAUUCGCAUAACUUUUUCUAAUCAUAAUUUAUUAUGAUUAUGAAACAACAUUUCAAAAGAAAUCAAUUGCAGUUAUAGUAUCAUUGAAUGAAUUAUGUUUGGAAAAAAUAAUUUAGAUGAUUGAAAGAUGUUUAAAAUACAAUAUUUGUUAUUAUUUUUCUGUGAAUUACCGGGAAAUAAAUUUAAAAUCAUUUUCUGUUCAAUUUAUUUAAUUUGUAAUUUAAUUGGAACACAUUGUCUACAGUGACCUAAAUGAUCUAUUUAUAAGAUAAGCGUGUGACUUUUCUAUUAAUUUAAUAACUAAAACUGAUAUUGCUUCUAAUAUACAUGUAUAGUUACAAAAGCAUAAAA